AUGAGAAACUCCACAGAAAUAAGAGAGUUUAUCCUCCUGGGACUUUCAGAUGACCCCAAGCUUCAGGUGGUGAUCUUUGUCUUCUUGUUCAUCACCUACAUGCUCAGCAUCACUGGGAACCUGACCAUUAUCACCCUCACCCUUCUGGACCCCCACCUCCACACCCCAAUGUACUUUUUCCUCAGAAAUUUCUCCUUGUUAGAGGUUUCAUUCACAACAGUCAGUAUACCCAAGUUCCUUGGCACCAUCAUUACAGGAGAUAAAACCAUUCCCUUUAAUGAUUGCAUUGCUCAAUUAUUUUUUUUUAUUCUCUUGGGAGUCACUGAAUUUUACCUUCUAGCUGCCAUGUCCUAUGACCGUUAUAUUGCCAUCUGCAAACCCCUGCAUUACAGGACCAUCAUGAAUCGUAGAGUCUGCACUCUCCUUGUCUUUUCUUCGUGGCUACUUUCAUUCUUAAUCAUAUUCCCUGCCCUCAUGUUGCUCUUGAACCUUGAUUACUGUAGGUCUAAUAUUAUUGACCAUUUUACCUGUGAUUAUUUUCCCCUGCUGCAACUUUCUUGUUCAGACACAAAAUUCCUAGAGAUAAUGGGGUUUUCCUGUGCUGUGUUUACUCUCAUGUUCACUUUGGCAUUAAUAGUUGUGUCCUACAUGUAUAUCGUCCGAACAAUUUUGAGGAUUCCUUCUAGUAGUCAGAGGACAAAGGCCUUUUCCACAUGUUCAUCCCAUAUGAUUGUCAUUUCCAUCUCUUAUGGCAGCUGCAUAUUUAUGUAUAUUAAAUUCUCAGCAAAAGACAGAAUGUCUCUGAGCAAGGGAGUUGCUGUGCUAAACACCUCGGUAGCCCCCAUGCUGAACCCCUUCAUUUAUAGCCUGAGGAAUCAGCAAGUCAAGCGAGCCUUCGUGGACAUGGCAAGGAAGACUGUUUUUCACACGCAACUGAAAAAGUUGUGGUGUAUGAAUUAG
Manis pentadactyla (Chinese pangolin) is the source of this 960-nucleotide messenger RNA. RefSeq names its product olfactory receptor 6C1. Bases 1 to 960 code for a protein of 319 amino acids. The transcript has a single exon. Gene Ontology annotation, molecular function: G protein-coupled receptor activity; olfactory receptor activity. Lineage: Eukaryota; Metazoa; Chordata; Mammalia; Pholidota; Manidae. Gene Ontology annotation, cellular component: membrane. Gene Ontology annotation, biological process: G protein-coupled receptor signaling pathway. The record is from RefSeq and is a predicted model, not a curated record.